Pseudocercospora fijiensis CIRAD86 is the source of this 1376-nucleotide messenger RNA. RefSeq lists its product as uncharacterized. The record is from RefSeq and is a predicted model, not a curated record. Gene Ontology annotation, biological process: lipid catabolic process. Gene Ontology annotation, molecular function: triacylglycerol lipase activity. Lineage: Eukaryota; Fungi; Ascomycota; Dothideomycetes; Mycosphaerellales; Mycosphaerellaceae. The coding region runs from base 1 to 1272 and encodes 423 amino acids. The transcript has 2 exons.
AUGCAUCUGACAGCACGGCUCGGGUGCGGGUAUACAAACGGAGUAGUCGCUCCAAGUGUCUGGAGAACCUUCGUCUCAAAAGGACUGCUUCAGACGCCAGUGGAUAUCUUACCGCCGAGUCAAGACCCGUGGUAUACCACACCUCACAAUUUCGAGGCUGCUGCUCCAGGUGCCAUUCUCAGGCUUCGAGCUGCUAGAGGAAACCUCACGAGCAUAACCACAAACUCAAGCGAAGCCUACCAAAUCCUCUACCGCACCACAGACAGCCAAUAUCGACCCACAUGGGCAGUCACAACACUCUUCACACCCAAGUGCGCAAACCAGACUUCAGCCACUAACAAGCUGCUUUCAUACCAAGUCCCAUAUGACUCUGCCGACGUCGAUGCUAGCCCAUCAUAUGCUCAGUAUGGCGCUGCUUUGCCAGAUGUGACGAAGGCAUUGGGGCAAGGCUGGUUCGUCAAUGUUCCAGACUACGAAGGCCCGAACGCCAGCUUUACUGCAGGCGUUCAAUCUGGCCACGCCACGCUCGACUCCAUCCGAGCAGUCCUGAACUCAGGCUUUGGCCUUGAUACAAAUGGUACCCGAUACGCAAUGUGGGGAUAUUCAGGCGGUGCGCUUGCCAGUGAAUGGGCAGCAGAACUCCAAGUUCAAUACGCACAGGACCUGAGCUUCGCAGGUGCAGCUUUGGGUGGCCUUACACCGAACGUGACCAGCGUGCUUGCGGCUACCAACGGAGGCAUCGCAGCAGGGCUGAUCCCAGCUGGGAUUCUGGGUCUCGCAAGCCAAUACCCAGAACUGCUCCAAUACCUUAAAGAGAAUCUGAACACGGAAGGAGAAUACAACGCGACCGGCUUCCUCAUGGCCUUCAACCAAACCCUAACAGAAUCAAUCGGAGCCUUCGCCUUCCACAACAUCUCGGACUAUUUCAAGAACGGAGACCAAUCCCUCAGUAACCCUCUCUCGCAACGCAUCAUCAACCGUGAUGGAAUUAUGGGCUACCAUGGCGUCCCACAAAUGCCAGUCUUCGCAUAUAAGGCCAUCAAGGACGAUAUCAGCCCGGUCAACGACACCGAUGCUCUGGUUGAGAGAUACUGCAAUAUUGGCGCUACGAUCAAAUAUGAUCGCAACACUGUUGGAGGGCACACGGAUGAGACGACGAAUGGUGAUGCGAGGGCUUUCGCUUUCUUGGAACAAGUGCUAGGAGGAACUUGGAAUCAGACGGGUUGUCAGAUUGAGAAUGUGACUGUUAAUAUUACGGACACUGGAAUAUAACGAUAUGCAGUACGACAUUUAGACAUCUACGACCUUAUGAUGUAAUGCAAAAGUAUACAGGCGAAAUGAACAGGGGUUGUGAAAGACCUUGCAUUGCGAUUUUG